Messenger RNA from Closterium sp. NIES-65, 11529 nucleotides. Lineage: Eukaryota; Viridiplantae; Streptophyta; Zygnematophyceae; Desmidiales; Closteriaceae. The record is from the annotation of a GenBank genome assembly.
AUGAGCGGAACAAAGCGGGAGCGCGGCGGGGGCGCGUGGGGCGCGGAGAGCAGCGGUCCCGCCGGGCGCAGUGGAGCCGGCGGAGCGGGGGGAGCCGGGGGGAGUUCCGCGGGGGCGGGCGCGGAGAAGAAGGUGAAGGUGAUGCAGCGCGGGCACGGCAUUGCGCACCUGGAAAAGCUCCGCCUGCAGGAAUUGCGCAACGCGGAACUAGAGCGGUCGCAGCAGCAACAGCAACAACAGCAGCAGCAGCAACAGCAGCAGCUGCGACAGCUUCAGCAACAGGACCCCUCAAGCCUCCUAACCUCUUCCGCGGCCCUCCAAGCCCUAGGCCUCGGCGGACUCUUCCCCUUACCUCCCCCCGUCGCUUCCUCCUCUCUCGCGUCGCUCUCCGCCCCUCUGGGGCCGCUUUCUGACAACCUCGCGACAGCUGCGGCGGCGGCGGCGGCAGCGGCCGCCGCGUCCGAUCCGCUAUUAAGUAUCGCUGCUAGAAGGCAGCUAUCGCUACUUGCCGCGUCGCGAUCGUUAUCCAGCGAUUUCGCGGAUCGAAUGCGCGUGGGGGGAGAUCGAUCUGUGGUGGGCGGAGGGAGCGGGGCGGGCGGAAGCUUGGGCGGGCUGGGCGCAGCGCUUGGGGGCCUGAGCGGAACGACGGGGAGCAGUCCGGGCGGACACGAGCGGGUUCCGCUCGACGUGGUGAUGGCAGCUUCGGCAGGCGCAGCUUUGGGUAGAGAAGGAUUCCACAGGCUCGGCGGAGGCUUGGGCGGAGGUUUGGGCGGUGGCUUGUUUGGUGCGGGUGGAUUAGGGCUUGGCGGGGGGUUGGGCGGAGGGCUGGGGGCCGGCGCAGCGGGGACGCGGGGAGGGACCGCGAGCGAAGGAGGCGCGGGGUUCGGGAGUAUCUUUGGAGGGGGGUUGAGGGGGGCGGCGGUGGCGGCGGCCGCGGCAGCUGCGCACGCAGCGAGUACGGGAAGGGCCGGCACUGGCGGAGCGAUGCAGUCGCUUAGCGAGUUCGCCAUCCGGCGGCUUCAGAUCCUGAACGACUUACGGCAGGUGGAAUCAGCAGGCGGGGGAUCGAAUCUCGACGUUGGCGCGUUUGGCGGCGCAGGGGGGCCGGGGGGCGGGAGUGUGGCGAUCGGCGCGGGGUACAACUCGUGGGAGGUCGACAGCAGCUCGCGCACCCCAGGGUCCCGCGGAACAGCCCUGGACGCAGCGCUAGGCGCAGCGCCGGGGGGAGCGUCAGGGGGAACGCCAGGGGGAAUGUUCGGGGGAACGUUAGGAUCGGCCGCAGGGGGGGGUCUUGCUGGGGCGGCUUCUUCCCGCGGGCUGUCUAAUCUCGCAUCAGGCGCGCGCGCAGGCGGGGGAAGCGCGGAGAUGAGCGCUGGCGGGGCCGUCGGAAGCGGAAUGGGCGCUGGGGGCGCGGCUAUAAGCUCUGGGGGAGGCGGUAGCCCGGGGGGAAGCUCGCUUUCCGCGCAUCUGCCCAGCGCCGUGCCUCUUUCUGCCACUGGCGCGGGGCUGGGGCCUUCUGGUUUGCGCCACAGCAGCUAUGGGGGGGAUGGGGGAACUGAGGGGUCACCCUUUGGGGGAGGCAGAGGCGGAGGCGGGGGCGGAGGGGGAGGCGGAGGGGGAGGGGGGAUGGGCGGCGGAAGGAAUCUUGAGGAGGAAAGCGGGAAAAAGGGUUUUUUGGGGGGAUUUGACCAGAGGCGGGGUAGUGGGGGGAAUGAUGCUAGUGGGGAGCGACUGGGGGCGGGAGAGGGCGGAAGGGGCGCAAUGUUUGGGCUAGGGGCGGGCAGGAGGGAGGAGGAGAAGGUGGGCAGAGAAAGGGCUUUCCCAGUGCAUCACACACACCCGUUCAUGCAUAGCUCCCGAACCGUGUCCGAGCCUGUGAGUGGAGCCUCGGCAUCGCUCAUCGCGUCCCUCUCCUCGCGAAUCCUUGCCGAAGCUCACAUGCGCGAGGCUGCAGCGGCAGGAGCGGCGGGAGGAAUGGGAGGAGCAGGGGCAGGAGGAAUAGGAGGAGCAGGAGGAGGAGCAGGGGCAGCAGGAGUGGCAGGAGCACCAGGGGCAGCAGGUAUCACCUAUGCUAACUCCCCAGCAGCUGCUGCAGCGGCAGCAGCCGCCGCAGCAGCGCAUCUGAAUCACCUAAACGCGGCAGCAGCAGCAUCGGCAGCAACAGCAGCAGCGGCAACAGCAGCGGCAACUGCAGCGGCAACUGCAGCAGCAACAGCAGCAGCGCACUUUGGAAAUUUGGCAGACCUAGACCCAACAGCAGCAGCAGCUGCUGCAGCAGCGGCGGCAGCAGCGGCGGCAGCAGCAGCAACCACAGCGCAACAACCCCCCAACCCUUCCUCCUCCCCCUCCCCAGGACAGGCGCUUUCCCCAUUUCCUUCCCCAGCCUCCCCAUUCUCCCCUGCCUCUUUAGCCGAUUCUCUCCUUUUGAACCGUCUCAAGGCGGAGUCUCAUUUGAGAGACUUGGCAGCAAGAGAUUCGAAAGCGGCGGAUUCGGCUCGCAGAGACGUGAAGGCGGAUGAUUUGGGUCCAAGAGACGUGAAAACGGCGAGCAUGGAGGAACAGUUACAAGGUUUGAAAGCGGCUCAAGAAGCAAGAGCAUCGCAAGAGGCGAAAGCAGCACACCUGGCUUUUAGGCUGCAGUUAGAGGGGCGUCUGGGACCACAGGAGGCAGCACGGCAGCUGGAUGCGUUUUCUGAGGCGCCACAGCAAAGCCAAAACGUGUUUUCUGAGCCCAGAGGAACGGAUUUGGCGCCUUUUGAGGCUCCCAGAGGAACGGAUUUGUCGCUGAUUCUUGAGUCGGCGCGAAAAGCGGCGCAGGAGUCGAAAGCUGCGGGUUUGGCUUUAAGGCUGCAGCUAGAGGGGAGGCUGGGACCGCAGGAGGCAGCACGGCAGCUGGAAGCGGCUAGGCUAGCCGCUGCUGGGGUUUUGGGGGGGGUGGGAGCAGGGGUAGGGGGGAGAGGCGGGGAGGUAGGCGCAGGGGUAGGCGCAGGGGGAGGGGGAGGGGGAGGGGGAGGGGGAAGCGCGGGGUCAGGCGCGGGGAGAGGGGGAUUGGAGGAAGCUGGAGCAGGAAUGGGAGCAGGUGUUGGGAAAGGGGGAGGAUUAGGGCUGGGGAUUGGAGGUGGGGAGAUGGGUGCAGGAGGGAGAGAGGGAGGUGGGUCCGUGCAGAAGGGGGAGAAGGAGAAUCACAUGUUUGGAACGGUUUUUGAGGCGCCUGAGAAGAAUAGGUCGUUUGAAGCUGCUUCAAAGGCUGGUGGUGCUGGUGGGGAUAUAUCAGGAGGGCGAGGUGGAGAGGGGUUUGGAAAGCAGGGGGAGGGAAGCAUGGGUCGGAAAGUGGCUGAGCAGGGAGAGUGGUUUGGAAAGCAGGGGGGGUCUAGACUGACGGAGGGUGGGGAGAAGAGACGGAAGGAGGAGGGGGUGGAUGAGGAAGAAGGGGGAUGGAAGGGACGUGAGGGUAUGGCAAAGAGGGGAAGGAGAGAGGAGGUGACAGAGGAGGUGAGGGGUGUGGGGGAUGAGGGGAGGAGGACGAGAGGAGUGGGAGGUGUGGGAGGGAUGGGGGAGGGGCAAGGGCAGGGGGUGCAGGUUCCGGCGAAUUUCUUCCUGAAUAGGUGGGCUUCGGUGGGGAGGAGUAAGGAGUUGGAAUUGGCAGCAGGGGGUUCGGUAGGUGCACCUGAAGCAGCACCAGCAGCAGCAGCAGCAGCAGCGGCAGCAGUAUCUCCAGCACGGAAAACAGCAGCAUCAGUGGCAGCAGCAGCCGGUGCUCCAGCCGGUGCCGCUACAGCUGGUGCCGCUACAGCCGCUGGUGCUACAGGCGUAAAUGCUUCAGCUGCUGGCUCUGGUAAUGCAGGCGUGGAGACUAAGUGGUCGAGUUUUGAGACGUCUCAGAACGCUACAGGCGUCAAUGCUACAGCUGCUGGCGCUGAUAAUGCAGGCGUGGAGACUAAGUGGUGGCGGCAAGUGAAUCUUAACCUGGAAGAGGCAGGUGCAAUGAGGAGCAGUGAUCGGGUGGUGCUUAGGGACGAAGCUGGGUUAAGUGGCAGUGGUGUCGGCAGCGAGGAGCGGAGGACAGCUGGGAAGGGGAGAGUAGAGAAUGAAGAGAAGGGGAGAGCGGAGGAGACAGGGAGAACGGAGGUGAAAGGGAGAGAGGAGGAGAGGAUAGGUAAGGAGGGGAGAAGAGUUAAGGAGGAAAUGGAGGUGGAAGACUGGAGGACAGGCGGGGAGAGCCGAGCAGUGGAGGAGAAAAGGAGAGCAGCGGAUGGGGAGAGGGUAGUGAAAAAGGAGGGAGCAGUGGAGGAGGAGAGGGCAGUUGAAGAGGAGAGAGCGGUAAAGGACUUGAGAAGCAACAUGGUUAAGUGCUUGGGGGAGGAAGUGGCUCGACGGGUCUUUGCCGCCAUGCAGUCUCAGGAGGAGGAGUGCGGCAGGCAGAUUCGCGAGCUGCAUGAGUUACAUGAGUCUCAGGAGGAGGAGUGCGCUAGGCAGAUUCGCAAGCUGCACUGCACCAUCUACAUGAGAGUGCGCGUGAGUCACAUCAUUUACAUAGAAGCAGCGGCAGCUCCUAUCUCAGCUACAGCCGGCAGUAUUAUCACACAUAGAAGCAGCGGCAGCGCUCAGGUACAACCGGCAGAGAUACUCACGAGACGUAAUAAUUCUCUCCGUAUGAAAUCCGCGUGUAGGGAGGUGCAUUUUGAGGCGCCUCAAAAGGCAGCGCGCAGAGAUACUCACGAGACGUCUCAAAAGCCGGCAGAGAUACUCACGAGACGUCUCAAAAGCCGGCAGAGAUACUCACGAGACGUCUCAAAAGCCGGCAGAGAUACUCACGAGACGUCUCAAAAGCUGGCAGAGAUACUCACGAGAUGUCUCAAAAGCCGGCAGAGAUACUCACGAGACGUCUCAAAAGCCGGCAGAGAUACUCACGAGACGUCUCAAAAGCCGGCAGAGAUACUCACGAGACGUCUCAAAAGCUGGCAGAGAUACUCACGAGACGUCUCAAAAGCCGGCAGAGAUACUCACGAGACGUCUCAAAAGCCGGCAGAGAUACUCACGAGACGUCUCAAAAGCCGGCAGAGAUACUCACGAGACGUCUCAAAAGCCGGCAGAGAUACUCACGAGACGUCUCAAAAGCCGGCAGAGAUACUCACGAGACGUCUCAAAAGCCGGCAGAGAUACUCACGAGACGUCUCAAAAGCCGGCAGAGAUACUCACGAGACGUCUCAAAAGCCGGCAGAGAUACUCACGAGACGUCUCAAAAGCCGGCAGAGAUACUCACGAGACGUCUCAAAAGCCGGCAGAGAUACUCACGAGACGUCUCAAAAGCCGGCAGAGAUACUCACGAGACGUCUCAAAAGCCGGCAGAGAUACUCACGAGACGUCUCAAAAGCCGGCAGAGAUACUCACGAGACGUCUCAAAAGCCGGCAGAGAUACUCACGAGACGUCUCAAAAGCCGGCAGAGAUACUCACGAGACGUCUCAAAAGCCGGCAGAGAUACUCACGAGACGUCUCAAAAGCCGGCAGAGAUACUCACGAGACGUCUCAAAAGCCGGCAGAGAUACUCACGAGACGUCUCAAAAGCCGGCAGAGAUACUCACGAGACGACUCAAAAGCCGGCAGAGAUACUCACGAGACGUCUCAAAAGCCGGCAGAGAUACUCACGAGACGUCUCAAAAGCCGGCAGAGAUACUCACGAGACGUCUCAAAAGCCGGCAGAGAUACUCACGAGACGUCUCAAAAGCUGGCAGAGAUACUCACGAGACGUCUCAAAAGCCGGCAGAGAUACUCACGAGACGUCUCAAAAGCCGGCAGAGAUACUCACGAGACGUUUCAAAAGCCGGCAGAGAUACUCACGAGACGUCUCAAAAGCUGGCAGAGAUACUCACGAGACGUCUCAAAAGCCGGCAGAGAUACUCACGAGACGUCUCAAAAGCCGGCAGAGAUACUCACGAGACGUCUCAAAAGCCGGCAGAGAUACUCACGAGACGUCUCAAAAGCCGGCAGAGAUACUCACGAGACGUCUCAAAAGCCGGCAGAGAUACUCACGAGACGUCUCAAAAGCCGGCAGAGAUACUCACGAGACGUCUCAAAAGCCGGCAGAGAUACUCACGAGACGUCUCAAAAGCCGGCAGAGAUACUCACGAGACGUCUCAAAAGCCGGCAGAGAUACUCACGAGACGUCUCAAAAGCCGGCAGAGAUACUCACGAGACGUCUCAAAAGCCGGCAGAGAUACUCACGAGACGUCUCAAAAGCCGGCAGAGAUACUCACGAGACGUCUCAAAAGCCGGCAGAGAUACUCACGAGACGUCUCAAAAGCCAGCAGAGAUACUCACGAGACGUCUCAAAAGCCGGCAGAGAUACUCACGAGACGUCUCAAAAGCCGGCAGAGAUACUCACGAGACGUCUCAAAAGCCGGCAGAGAUACUCACGAGACGUCUCAAAAGCCGGCAGAGAUACUCACGAGACGUCUCAAAAGCCGGCAGAGAUACUCACGAGACGUCUCAAAAGCCCCAACCCCCCCCUCCUCCGCCCCCUCCCCGUCCCCCUCCUCUCCUUCCGCCCUUCCUUUCAUGUCCACAGAAGCAGCGGCAGCUUCUGUCUCAGCUACAGCCGGCAGACAUACCACCUCCCUCCUCCACCCCCACCUCAUCCCUCCCCUUCCCUGCUGCUGCUCCUCGCUCCACCUCCUCCCUUCCCUCCCUGGCUGCUGCUCCUCCCGCGACCUCUCUCCAUAUGGGUGGAGGAGAAGCAACAGCAACAGCAACAGCCCCCCCUGCUACUCGCCCUUCCACCCUCUUUCCUACCGUUUCCGCACCUCUUUCCUGCAGCAGACCCACACCCACGUUCAAACCGCCUGAGAGUUGGGCUGGGGCCACCUUCCCAUCAAUCCGUGCUUUCGUCCUACCUGGUCUGUUUGCCCCUUCCAUUCCCCCUCUUCCAUCCUCUUCCCCACUCUCUCUAUCCCUCGCGCCCUCCCUCCCUCCCUCCUUCCCUCCCUCCCUCCCUCCCUCCUCCCUCCCUCCCUCCCUCCCUCCCUCCCUCCCUCCCUCCCUCCCUCCCUCCCUCCCUCCCUCCCUCCCUCCCUCCCUCCCUCCCUCCCUCCCUCCCUCCCUCCCUCCCUCCCUCCCACCCUCUCUCUUCCCCACCCUUCAACCCUCCUGCGAGCUGCGCCCGGACCACCUAUGCAUCCAACUGCCAACAGUGCUCCGGUCCUAACCCGUCCUUGCGUUCAACUCGCCGGAGAGCUGGCCUCACCGGAGAGCUGCAUCUUUUGAGACGUCUCCGCGCCCCCCUUUCUCCUCUCUCAGACUCGCAGCAUUCAACCCGCCUGGAAGCGGGGCUCUGGCUGUCUGCAUGCACCAGUGCUCUUCUGGGCUCGGGCCGCCUAUGCCUGCAACGGUGCUCCGGACCUCCUAACCAGUCGCUCUCUCCCCGCCUCCCUUUCUCCUCUCUUAUCCUCUCAGCCUUCAACCCGCCUGAGAGCUGGGCUCGGGCCGCCUAUGCCUGCAACGAUGCUCCUGGAGUGGCAAGGGAACAUGAGGAGGAGGAGAAAAGGGAGAGAGGAGAAGGGGAGGAGGAGCAGAAGGCGAGAGCGGAGGAGGGGGAAUGGGAGGAAGAGAAAAGGGAGACAGAGGACGGUACGAGAGAGAGGGGAGGAGGGGUGCGAGGAAAGGAAGGAGAGGAAAGAGGAGAAGGGAAAGAAGAAGGGUUGCAGCAGCAGGAGAGGGAGGGAACGGACUGUGUUGGAGAGGAUAAGGGGAAAGGAAGGGAAGGGGAGCAAUGUGAGAAAGGGGAUGCAGGAAAGGGAGGGAAAAGGAGAGGCGAUGGGGGAGUUGAGGUUUCUGCAGAGGAGGAAGGGGUUACGGUGGCUCGUGUUGACAGGGAAAUGGUGGUCGAUGUUUGCAAUAUUGUGGAGAGAAAUACAAUGGAUGGGGUUAGGGGUAAAGGGGACUUGAAGGAAGGGGAGAAAGAGUGGGUUGCGAGAGAGGAGGGGGCGAAAGGGGAGGGGGAGAAAGUGGGAGGGGAGAGAGCAGAAGAGAAAGAGGGAAGGGAGAAAGAGGAAGGGGAGGAAGCAGAGGCGAAGAAAGAGAAAGUGGAAGGAGACGCCGCAGGAGAGGAGGGAGGAGGAGAGAUAAAGGAAGGAGCUAAAGCAAAGAUCGAGAAAAAGGAGGAAGUAAAGGAGGGAGGAGUGAAUAUAGGAAAGGGGGGGCAGGAGCUGCGGCCCAGAGGACAGCACGAGUGGCCGGGGGUGCAGCAGGAGCUGCAGGCGGGGGGGCAGAAUGAGCUGCAGGCGGGGGGGCAGCAGGAGCGGCAGGCGGGGGGGCAGCAGGAGCUGCAGGCGGGGGGGCAGCAGGAGCUGCAGGCGGGGGGGCAGCAGGAGCUGCAGGCGGGGGGGCAGCAGGAGCUGCAGGCGGGGGGACAGCAGGAGCUGCAGGUGGGGGGGCAGCAGGAGCCGGCCGGAGGGCGGCAGGCGCAUGAGGCGAUGGAGGUGGAGCAGGGGGCCGGGGAGCAGCAGGAGUUGCGUGCUGGGGGGCAGCAGAAGCUGCAGGCGGGGGGACGGCAGGAGCUGCAGUCGGGGGGACAGCAGGAGCUGCAAGAGGAGGGUCACCAGGAGCUGCAAGCGGGAGGGCAGCAGGAGCUGCAGGCGGGGGGGCAGCAAGAGCUGCAUGAGCUGGAGGUGGAGAUGGAGGAGCCACAAGAGGAGGCGCGAGGGGAGCUGCCGGUAGGCGUGCAGGAGGGGAGUCAAAUCGGGAAUCAACCCCAGUCGCAGGAAGGGCGGCGGCAAGGGUGUCAUGAGGCGAACCAGCCCUUGACUGGAAGCGUACAACAGGGGUUGCCGAUGGGGGAGUCGCAGGAGUUGCAGGUGCAGGAUCAGCAGGGGGUCACUAGCCCGGGCGGCACGGGCCAAGCGGAAAGGCCGCGGGCGCGGCGCCGAAGGGGGCGACGACAGGGAGGGCAGAGGGCCGGGGGCCAGCCAGGGGUGACCGGAGCAUCCGAGGGAGUGAUACAGCCAGGAGGGCAGCCGGGGGUGACCGGAGCACCCCUGGGAGCGCUACAGCCAGGGGGGCAGCCAGGGGUGACAGGAGCACCCCACGGAGCGCUACAGCCAGGGGGGCAGCUGGGGGCGAUUGGAGCACCCCAGAGAGAGCAGCAGCCAGGGGGGCAGCCGGGGGUGACCGGAGCACCCCGGGGAGUGCUACAGCCAGGGGGGCAGCCGGGGGUGACCAGAGCACCCCUGGGAGUGCUACAGCCAGGGGGGCAGCCAGGGGUGACCGGAGCACCCCUGGGAGUGCUACAGCCAGGGGGGCAGCCGGGGGUGACAGGAGUACCCCACGGAGCGCUACAGCCAGGGGAGCAGCUGGGGGCGAUUGGAGCACGCCAGAGAGAGCAGCAGCUAAGGGGGCAGCCGGGGGUGACCGGAGCACCCCGGGGAGUGCUACAGCCAGGGGGGCAGCCGGGGGUGACCGGAGCACCCCAGGGAGCGCUACAGCCAGGGGAGCAGCUGGGGGUGACCGGAGCACCCCUGGGAGUGCUACAGCCAAGGGGGCAGCCGGGGGGGACCGGAGCACCCCAGGGAGCGCUACAGCUAGGGGAGCAACUGGGGGUGACCGGAGCACCCCAGGGAGCGCUACAGCUAGGGGAGCAGCUGGGGGUGACCGGAGCACCCCUGGGAGUGCUACAGCCAGGGGGGCAGCCGGGGGUGACAGGAGCACAUCAGGGAGCGCCUUGGCCAGGGGAGCAGCUGGGGGCGAUUGGAGCACCCCAGAGAGAGCAGCAGCCAGAGGGGCAGCCGGGGGUGACCGGAGCACCCCGGGGAGUGCUACAGCCAGGGGGGCAGCCGGGGGUGACCAGAGCACCCCUGGGAGUGCUACAGCCAGGGGGGCAGCCAGGGGUGACCGGAGCACCCCUGGGAGUGCUACAGCCAGGGGGGCAGCCGGGGGUGACAGGAGUACCCCACGGAGCGCUACAGCCAGGGGAGCAGCUGGGGGCGAUUGGAGCACGCCAGAGAGAGCAGCAGCUAAGGGGGCAGCCGGGGGUGACCGGAGCACCCCGGGGAGUGCUACAGCCAGGGGGGCAGCCGGGGGUGACCGGAGCACCCCAGGGAGCGCUACAGCCAGGGGAGCAGCUGGGGGUGACCGGAGCACCCCUGGGAGUGCUACAGCCAGGGGGGCAGCCGGGGGGGACCGGAGCACCCCAGGGAGCGCUACAGCUAGGGGAGCAACUGGGGGUGACCGGAGCACCCCUGGGAGUGCUACAGCCAGGGGGGCAGCCGGGGGUGACCGGAGCACCUCAGGGAGCGCUACAGCCAGGGGAGCAGCUGGGGGUGACCGGAGCACCCUUGGGAGUGCUACAGCCAGGGGGGCAGCCGGGGGUGACCGGAGCACCGCAGGGAGCGCUACAGCCAGGGGAGCAGCUGGGGGUGACCGGAGCACCCCUGGGAGUGCUACAGCCAGGGGGGCAGCCGGGGGUGACAGGAGCACCCCAGGGAGCGCUACAGCUAGGGGAGCAGCUGGGGGUGACCGGAGCACCCCUGGGAGUGCUACAGCCAGGGGGGCAGCCGGGGGUGACAGGAGCACAUCAGGGAGCGCCUUGGCCAGGGGAGCAGCUGGGGGCGAUUGGAGCACCCCAGAGAGAGCAGCAGCCAGAGGGGCAGCCGGGGGUGACCGGAGCACCCCUGGGAGCUCUACAGCCAGGGGGGCAGCCGGGGGUGUCCGGAGCACCCCAGGGAGCGCUACAGCUAGGGGAGCAGCUGGGGGUGACUGGAGCACCCCUGGGAGUGCUACAGUCAGGGGGGCAGCCGGGGGUGACCGGAGCACCCCAGAGAACACAGCAGCCUGGGGGGCAGCCGGGGGUGAUCGGAGCACCCCAGAGAACACAGCAGCCUGGGGGGCAGCCGGGAGUGACCGGAGCACCCCAGAGAACACAGCAGCCUGGGGGGCGGCCGGGAGUGACCGGAGCACCCGAGGGAGAGCAGCAGCCAGGGGGGCAGCCGGGGGUGACCAAAGCACCCCACGGAGUGCUACAGCCAGGGGGGCAGCCGGGGGUGACCGGAGCACCCCAGGGAGUGUUACAGCCAGGGGGGCAGCCGGGGGUGACCGGAGCACCCCUGGGAGUGCUACAGCCAGGGGAGCAGCUGGGGGUGACCGGAGCACCCCUAGGAGUGCUACAGGCACGGGGGCAGCCGGGGGUGACCGGAGCACCCCAAGGAGUGCUACAGCCAGGGGGGCAGCCGGGGGUGACCGGAGCACCCCUGGGAGUGCUACAGCCAGGGGGCCAGUCGGGGGUGACAGGAGCACCCCAGGGAGCGCUACAGCCAGGGGAGCAGCUGGGGGCGAUUGGAGCACCCCAGAGAGUGCAGCAGCCAGGGGGGCAGCCGGGGGUGACCGGAGCACCCCUGGGAGUUCUACAGACAGGGGGGCAGCCGGGGGUGACUGGAGCACCCCAGGGAGUGCUACAGCCAGGGGGGCAGCCGGGGGCGACCGGAGCACCCCUGGGAGUGCUACAGCCAGGGGGGCAGCCGGGGGUGACCGGAGCACCCUAG